AGGAGUAACCGUUAAAGAUUUCUUUCAUUUUGUUCAUGAUCUGCAAGAGGGGCUCCUUCUAGGAAGAGCAGGCAUGAGUUUGAGUGCAAGAAGAGUCACUCUGCCUGCAAUAACGCCAAUCGUUCUGCAGAAAAGGGUACGGAUUAAAGUGUACAGUGAAGAUGAAACCAGCAGGGCUUUAGAGGUUCCCAGUGACAUAACAGCCCGAGAUGUUUGCCAGCUGUUGAUCCUGAAGAAUCAUUACAUUGAUGACCACAGCUGGACCCUUUUUGAACACCUGCCUCAUAUAGGUCUAGAAAGAACACUAGAAGACCAUGAACUGGUUAUUGAAGUGCUGUCUAACUGGGGAAUGGAAGAAGAAAAUAAGCUGUACUUUAGAAAAAAUUAUGAAUAUGAAUUCUUUAAAAACCCAAUGUAUUUUUUUCCAGAGCAUAUGGUGUCUUUUGCAACUGAAACCAAUGGUGAAAUAUCCCCGACCCAGAUUUUGCAGAUGUUUCUAAGUUCAAGCACAUACCCUGAAAUCCAUGGCUUCUUACAUGCAAAAGAACAGGGAAAGAAGUCUUGGAAAAAAAUUUACUUCCUUCUAAGAAGAUCUGGUUUAUAUUUUUCUACUAAAGGAACAUCAAAGGAACCACGGCAUUUGCAGUUUUUCAGCGAAUUUGGCAAUAGUGAUAUUUAUGUGUCACUGGCAGGCAAAAAAAAACAUGGAGCGCCGACUAACUAUGGAUUCUGCUUUAAGCCUAACAAAGCGGGAGGGCCCCGAGACCUGAAAAUGCUCUGUGCAGAAGAAGAGCAGAGUAGGACCUGCUGGGUGACUGCGAUUAGAUUGCUUAAGUAUGGCAUGCAGCUGUACCAGAAUUAUAUGCAUCCAUAUCAAGGCAGAGGUGGCUGCAGUUCUCAGAGUAUAUCACCCAUGAGAAGUAUAUCAGAGAAUUCCCUGGUAGCAAUGGACUUCUCAGGUCAGAAAAGCAGAGUUAUAGAAAAUCCCACUGAAGCGCUUUCAGUUGCAGUUGAAGAAGGACUUGCUUGGAGGAAAAAAGGAUGUUUGCGCCUGGGCAGUCAUGGUAGCCCCACAGCCUCCUCACAGAGCUCUGCCACAAACAUGGCCAUCCAUCGAUCCCAGCCAUGGUUUCACCACAAGAUUUCUAGAGAUGAAGCUCAGCGAUUGAUUAUUCAGCAAGGACUUGUAGAUGGAGUUUUCUUGGUCCGAGAUAGUCAGAGUAACCCUAAAACUUUCGUAUUGUCAAUGAGUCAUGGACAAAAAAUAAAGCACUUUCAAAUUAUACCAGUAGAAGAUGAUGGUGAAAUGUUCCACACACUGGAUGAUGGCCAUACUAGAUUUACAGAUCUAAUCCAGCUGGUGGAGUUCUAUCAACUCAACAAGGGUGUUCUUCCUUGCAAGUUGAAACAUUAUUGUUCCAGGAUUGCUCUAUAGCUGAACCAGAAGUGACCUGUUAAACUAUUGAAGAAAAAAGACUCAAGGGGAAAUAAUUUUAAAAGA
This is a messenger RNA of Sciurus carolinensis (gray squirrel), 1501 nucleotides long. It is a transcript of the gene Grb14, whose product is annotated as growth factor receptor bound protein 14. Gene Ontology annotation, cellular component: cytoplasm; plasma membrane. Lineage: Eukaryota; Metazoa; Chordata; Mammalia; Rodentia; Sciuridae. Gene Ontology annotation, biological process: insulin receptor signaling pathway; negative regulation of insulin receptor signaling pathway. The record is from RefSeq and is a predicted model, not a curated record.